This is a messenger RNA of Poeciliopsis prolifica (blackstripe livebearer), 2712 nucleotides long. Its product is annotated as transcription factor Sox-8-like. Gene Ontology annotation, cellular component: nucleus. The record is from RefSeq and is a predicted model, not a curated record. Lineage: Eukaryota; Metazoa; Chordata; Actinopteri; Cyprinodontiformes; Poeciliidae. The transcript has 3 exons. Gene Ontology annotation, biological process: neural crest cell development; morphogenesis of an epithelium; negative regulation of transcription by RNA polymerase II. The coding region runs from base 150 to 1526 and encodes 458 amino acids. Gene Ontology annotation, molecular function: RNA polymerase II cis-regulatory region sequence-specific DNA binding; DNA-binding transcription factor activity, RNA polymerase II-specific.
GAAGGGGGAUGGCAGCCCCGUGCCAGGUCUUUCCAGUGAGGGAGCUUCAUUUCUUUUCGUGGCGAUCCAGUCAGAACCGCGCUCUUUUACGCAUUUUGGAGAGCUUUCCGCGAACUUUGGAGGCGCUCAAAUAAACCCAGCAACAAACCAUGGCUGAAGCGCACGGCUUACUCACCGAGGAUCCGUGCAGUCCGCAGAGCAGCGGCGGCUCUACGCCCGGGCACGAACCGGACCGGGAGGUCGGGAACUCUCCCGCCGGAACUGACGCGCAGGCGGCGGUGCGUCCGCUCGCCGGAGCGGAGAGCCCCCCGGAGGACGAGCGUUUCCCGGCCUGCAUCCGGGACGCGGUGUCGCAGGUGCUGAAAGGGUACGACUGGUCGCUGGUGCCCGUGCCGAGUCAGGGGGAGAGAGGGCUGAAGAACAAGCCGCACGUGAAGAGGCCGAUGAACGCCUUCAUGGUGUGGGCGCAGGCGGCGCGGAGGAAGCUGGCGGACCAGUACCCGCACCUCCACAACGCGGAGCUGAGCAAGACGCUGGGCAAGCUGUGGAGACUUCUCUCUGAGACAGAAAGGCGGCCAUUUGUAGAGGAGGCUGACAAGCUGAGACUGCAACACAAGAGAGACUAUCCAGACUACAAAUACCAACCUCGAAGACGCAAAAGUGCUAAACCGGGCCAAGGGGACCCGAGACCACAACACCAGCACCAACCCCAGCAGGGCUUUUAUAAGACGGAAGCUGGGUUGACCCGGCUAGGUGGUGUAGGAGAGGUCCCCAAGCAUUACAAUCCAGACAGACCAGGUCAACCUCAUGGUCCUCCAACACCCCCGACUACCCCUAAAACGGAGCUCCACGCUGUUAACAAGCAUGAUGCCCAUCAUCCUGUUGACAGUAGCUCCGCUGCUAUUCACUCCAACCGAAACAUCGACUUCAGCAACGUGGACAUUUCAGAGCUUAGCACCGAGGUCAUCGGCACCAUGGAUGCCUUUGAUGUGCACGAGCUGGACCAGUACCUGCCCCUGAACAGCCACAGCACUAUUCUUCCAGCCCAGAUGGAACCCGGCAGCCUGAAUGGGUCAUACGUCCCCCAACGCGCCCAAGCUCACUCCAACAGCAUAGUCAACUGUACCGUCAAAACACCUGAAGGUGCAUCGACGGAGGUACCGCAGGAGGACACUAGCCAAAAACCUCAGAUCAAAAUGGAGCAGAUGAGCCCGGGCCAUUGCAGCUCAUCACCUUCCUCUUCUACUUCACCUCCUUCACCUUCACACCAACCUCAGUACACCUCUCUAAGCUCCUCCACCUCCGUGUCUCCUCCUAACCCGCCGGACUACACCGACCUUCAGAACGCCAGCCUCUACGGCGCGUUUUCAGGUUACAACGCCGGCCUGUACCAAUAUCCGUACCUUCACUCAACGCGCAGGUCGUACGCCGCUCCGCUCGUCAACAGUCUGGCCUUGGCGCUGCCUCCUGGCAGUCCAUCGUCUGUCUGGGAGCAGCCCGUCUACGCGUCACUCUCCAGGCCUUGACGGGGACUGAAGCCUGCCGUCUGACUCAACCUCAGCUCGCAGACAGUAAACAAAAUCUCAUCUGUUUCUGUGAAAAAACAUCACCGGCCUUUGUUGUUGUCAUGCUGAAGAAAUCUCAAGACUGACAAGUACUUAGAAAUAUGUUUGAAAUUGGACAUCUUGAAAGGGUAAAUCAUUAAAAUUCUCCAAAUUCAAAUUCAUUUGUAGUUUUAGCUGAACCUUAAAAAAAUCCUUACAAUCAAGUCAUCUGAUACUACCCACCAUGCACCAGGGUUGUUUCGAACCAGCUUUGACAACCAGCGUUGGCAAUAUGAUGGUCAUUCUAAUAAACAAUAUCUACCAAAUGGAGGUAACGCAUAGUUAUAUUAAUAUAGAAAUAGUUAUAGUCUGUCAUAUUUGAUAAGAGUUCAAAUGGAGUUUAAAAGUAAAAUACAUGCAAAUAGGUGGUCUUAAGUACUGUACACACAGUAGACUUUACAAUGAAAUUAUAUGUAAGAUUUAAGCUUUUUAAAGGUUAUUUUAUUGAAAAAUUCAUAAAAAUAUCUCAGACAAUUUCGAUAUGCCAUGGUUUAUUGAAACCAGGUUCUUACUAGACCAAGAUGGCAUCCUCCAAGACCAAGAGCAAGCGCAGAUCUUCUGAGACCGAGACUAAGACAUACGAAUCUGAGACCGAGCUCAAGAUCAGAAGAUAACAGGUUGAGACCGGUCCUGAGGCUUCCAGACCAGUCCAGGGAGCCGUAGUUUAGGACAGUUUCUUAAACAAAACCAUGUGUAGGUUGGGAUGUGGCUCCCAACAAUUCCCACGUCUCUAAAAGCAAAACAUUCACUACAAAUUGACGUCCUGGCAGGAACUUUUUAAAUUUAUUAUACGUAUAUUAACAUUACAGGUAAUCUACCAUGAAUGUUUUGAACUCCGGAAAGAAACCUAUGCAGAGGGAACUCAACCUGCCGUUGCGAAAACAUCCGAACUCAAAGCAAGUUUGAAUCCACAAGCUGCCUGGCGACAGUCCCACAAGAGUCUCUGUAAGCCUGCUGUGAUCUCAUGGUAUUUAUCAAAUUAAUCUUUGAAUUGUUCUUGUUUUCUGUGCCUUGGUCUGAGAGCUUUUUUUUUGCAACUUGUACAAUUUGUGAGAUGAUGUAUCUAAUGUGGGACUUCAGCUGAAUAAAAAGGUUUUGAUCGAUUGUA